CCCCCCGGACCUCUCUGUGAUUCCGCCUUGCCUGCUGCCAGCCAGCCGUCCGUCCUUACGUCCGUCCGUCCACCGUUUGGGAUCUAUGGUUGUGUCGGUGGAUUUCGUGACGUUAACCUGGCGGCCCUGAAAACGUUGGACUGACCGUACGAUUUUCGACUUACCCUUAUCGUUGGGGUCGCGAAUGUGAGACGCGAGUGCUUUUUUUAAUCACCAUAGGUUGUCGCAACUGGAAUAUACGCACGGACUAGUUUCGGGAACACUGCCGGGGAUAUUGCCGCUGCUGUCAUUAUCACCGCUACAGAGAUUCAAGAACGAGUUGAUGUCUAAAGAUGAAAUGUCCCUAUAUGCCAAGUAAUUCAUCCACCAAAUUAAAAGCUAUGGUUGAACAUUAAGAAGAGGAAGAGAACAAAAUUAUUAACUCCAAGAGUACAAAAAAACUAAGAAACGAAUGGAAACGAAACGAAGAAAGUACACAGAAGAAACAAAAGAAGAAUAGCGUUAGUAGUGGAAAGAAAGGAUCGAAUGGCAUAAACUAACUUUAAGAAGAAAACAACAUCGAUUCGGAUAUCCUUGGUGCAACCAGUUGUCGUCAGUUGCUGUAUGCGCUGAAACUGUGCGCGUAUGUGUUUCUCGUUCUGCCAUCUUGAAAGUCAUCCAAUUUCUUUCUCUUAGUAGCGCGCUGGGUCACGUGUACCGGAAGCGCGCACGGUGCGUGCAUCGUACACGCACUGUGCUAGGCUACUAUGAAACGAAGGAACAUCGGGUCGAAAGUAAAACCAACAAAACAACACGAUAAUAGCACACGAUAGAAGAACUGCAUAAUGAAAGCGAGUUUGACGAUAAAUUUCUUUUAUUGCGGGAGUGAUAACGGGUGGUGUAGCAGCAGUAGUAGCGGUAGCAGCAGUAGGAACGACAACCCCGAAAUAAAUACAGAUGACACUACUAGCAGUAAGAAAAACGGAUAUGACAAUAGUUUUAACGGCAAUGAUGAACCGCGAGUGGAAUAUAGUGUGGAAGUUGUUAAGUGUGAGCCACGUGGCAACAGUGAUGAUGAGAUUGUCAAGCAGUUAUAUUUCAGCGAGGUGUACUCACACUAAUUUGUGAGUACUAGUAGAGAAAGAGAAAGCGGGAGACAGAGAGAUAGAAGCCACCAAGACUCUCGUGGAGAGCGGGGCACUGAAAGAUAUGCGGACCUUUGUGCGAACAGCUGAACCGGAAGUUGUGAGAACAAGUGGAGUGCAACGCGCUCCGCCUAAUCGGUGAUAGGGUCAGUCGGUUAAAAGAAGACAAAAUUGGCAUUCGCAGCGACGGCAACGCGGCAUCUUUCACAAUUACCUUUUUCUCUCAUCCCUUCCCCCUUUUUCUUGUUUCGUUUCGUUUCACCUCGUUUCCUUUCUCUCUCUCUCUUUUUCUCGAAACUCUUUGACUCGACUCUCACUCAUUUAUUUUAUAUAUGUAUAUACUGUUCUACUCUCUGUUGAUUACCGAAAAGUCUCACCUUUUUAUUUCUCGAUCGAGUAACAUUCGUUAAGUAUAUAUCGUAUAAUGGUGACAUACGCAAUUAAAACGUUGGAAGGAUAAUGCAAAUGAAAAUUCGUCGUAUAGAAGCCGCGUCGCGUUUCCCCACAAUAAUGAAGAAAUCGUCGCUGGAGCAACAGCGCAAGAAAGAAAUUUGAAAAGUCGGUUAAGUUGUGUUACGAGUGUACGAAACCGAGUGGCGUGGAACGCAUGAAAGUGUAUGUAAGCUAACACAGGAAGAGAAAGAGAGAGAAACAACGAGCGAACAUCAGAGAAGAAGGAAGAGGUAACGAGAAAUAAAAAGAAACAACAACGUCACAACGAAGAAAUGAAGACAGUGUGAGUAAUAGUGGAAGCAAGAGGGAAAUGAUAAAGAAAAAGAAAGAGUUUACGAAGGGAAUAGCUUAGUGAGAAGAGAAGCAAAAAGUUCGCGCGACGUACAGUAUAAUGUGGAGUAGCGUGUUUCGCAAAAGUUUUUAAAAAGUCGAUAUAGAAUUUAUAAAUAGAUCGGUUAGUAUACUCACAUAUGUGCACGCGUACGCAUGUGUGCGUGAUUACGCGCGCACAUGUACGUGAUUUGCACUCGAGACUGAAGCGGUGAAUUAUUCUCGCACGGAUUGACUACUCGUGGGGGAAAUUUGAGAUCCGGCUUACCUUCCACAGCUGACGUCAUUACCGUACACAAUGCGCUAGGGGUGAUGGAGACAGUGAGCAAGCAAGUCCAAGUAGUGAGCGGACUGGGGGUGGGGGGUCCGGUGGGCCCGGUGGGUCCAGUGGGGGCAGAUUUGCAUCACCAUCAUCAUCCUCACCCCCACUCUCAUCCUCCACACCCACAUGCCCACCCCCACGGUCAUCCUCACGGACCCCAUGGCCACUCACUGGUCGGCGUAACGUCGACCCCUGGCAGAGGUCAGACACAACCACCGGUCUCGCAUAACCAGCAUUUACCCGCGAGGUCUACUCCGGUACAGCUACAUAGGCCGACGCAGAGUUAUGUCAACAUCAAGAGCAGCAGCCCUGUAUCUCCAAGAACGAUAGGAACAGGAGUGACGUAUGUGCAGGGCGGUGCGGCUUCAUCUUCAGCAGCAGCAGCGGGGACAGUCGGAAGUGGAAGUGGCGGAGGUCCUUCAAUCGGUGGCGGAGGUAGCGGUGGAGGAGGCGGUGGUGUUAACAACGCCGGUGGCGCGAACAGCGGUACAGGAGUCGUCGGGGCUGGAGGUGGUGCUGGUUCUGUUGGAAACGUAGCACCAGCCGGAAAUGGUAACAACAACGGUACCAAUAACAGCGCCGUUGCGGGGAGCAAUAGUGGCGGAAACAGCGGUACAGUGGGUGGUGCACCAGGAGGUUACGUUGCUGUGCCCAUGCCUGGUAGCCUGCGGUAUAUCCAUCCAUACCCGUCGACGCCUACGUCGGCGUCGGUGCCGGCUGUAGCGACGAUGGUCACAUCGGCCUCGUCGGCACCGACUCCAAUACCCGUUCCAGCACCCGCAGCUGCACCUGUCAAUCCACCUACAGUUAGUCAAACACCACCACCAUCGCUUUCGGGAACAUAUGCCACAAGAGAUGGUGGAUAUCGCGGCACCACCACGAAUGUGAACGAGAGGAUUGCCAUUAGCGUGAGCAGUAGUCCCCUGUCGCAAAUAGGAGUCGGUGUUGGAGUAGUUGCAGCCGAAUAUGCGGCGAAUAGCGGUAUAGGUAGUGGUAUGGCUGGUGGAAGAGGGGACAGACCGAGGAUAUCUCUUUUACCACCUGCUUCGGUGACACCAACACCUUCACCAACAGCACCAGAUUAUCAGCACGUGUCCAGUGCAAGAAAUUCACGAAUAGCCCUGAUGCCCGUCCAGCCGGAUCAGUAUUGCAACCGUACGGCCGUUGAAAUGGCCAAUCUGCAGGAGGCGCCGCCUUUCAAGAAGAUACGCCUCAGCCAACCGACUCAGAUUCAAUUGCAGUCCCAAUCGCAAUCUCGCUGUCAUAGUUUGUCACCUGCUGACCCGUGCGUUAAGCAGGAGCACGUGGUGCAGUUGCAGCAACCACUUAGGAUAGACACUAGGCAGCCGGCAACAGAAGCGUAUACACCCCAAACUGAAGCGAUUUCACCUACGCUUCCGGAACCGAAUACGCAAGAAGAUGCGCAGUUCAGAAGUACCAAGGAUGAUCUUCUACAGCAAAUCUCCAAGGUUGACAGAGAAAUUGCAAAAAGGGAGUCUCAGAUAAAUAAACUUCGGAAAAAGUUAAAGGAAUUGGAAGAGACAGCUAAUAAACCUCUAGAAGCCAGCGGACUUAAACGACAGGUUGAGGAACAGUCUCAGCAACCAAAGCAUCAGUCUUUGGCACAAAAAAUUUAUGCUGAGAAUAGGAGGAAGGCAGAAGAAGCUCACAGACUUUUAGAGAGGCUAGGUCCAAAAGUGGAACUACCUUUAUACAAUCAGCCAUCAGAUACAAGCGUGUAUCAAGAAAAUCGAACAAAACAUCAAACGUGUAUGAGAGCAAGGCUUAUAGCGAGGCUUCGACGAGAACACGCUGAACGCGCAUCUCUCCAUCGACAACAGUCACAAACGUAUGCUAUUUUGGUACAAGAGUGGCAUCGUAAAGUAGAGCGAUUGGAAGCAACGCAGAAAAGGAAGUCAAAAGAAGCGAAGAAUCGCGAAUUCUUCGAGAAAGUGUUUCCAGAAUUGCGGAAACAAAGGGAAGACAAAGAGCGUUUUAAUAGAGUCGGUGCACGUAUCAAGAGUGAAGCUGAUUUGGAGGAAAUUAUGGACGGCCUUCAAGAACAAGAGAUGGAAGAUAAAAAGAUGCGCUCGUACGCAGUAAUACCUCCAUUAUUGUUGGAUACAAAGCAGAGACGAAUCGCAUUUCAAAAUCGAAAUGGUCUUCUUCAGCCGGAAGAAUUAGAGGCUCUUCAUAGUGAACGAAAGUUAAUCAAUGUAUGGAGUUCUGUGGAGCACGAAUUGUUUAAAGAAAAAUAUCUACAACAUCCUAAGAACUUUGGGACGAUAGCUCAAUCUUUAGAACAUAAGUCCGUUCCAGAUUGCGUGCAUCAUUACUACCUCACUAAAAAAGCAGAAAAUUAUAAGCAGCUCUUGCGAAAAUCGCGGCAACGAACACGUAGCUCUCGAAAUAAUCCUAAUAAUAAAGUAAAUAAUAGCAGUUCAAGUAUUGGAAAUCUAGACAUUUUAACUACAGGUGUGACAACAAGGUUGCAACGUGAGCAACAGCAAAAAACACAAGAGAAUCCUCAAAAUAGUUCAGCAGGGACAUCAAGUACAACGACGACGACGACGACUACGACUACGUCAAGUGUAUCAACUGCUGUUGCAACAACGAUAGCGACCACUUCGACGACUCCUUUAAAUUCAUCAACGUCGAGUAUAUGUUUAACGACGGACUCUGUAAUAGCAUCAACGACAGCUACAACGACAUCCGUGUUGAGCACCACGACAUCGUCUGUCGCGACGUCGUCGACAACAACAAGCACGAAGGAUAAUAGGGAAAUCAAUAAAGAAAACAAAGAAAGUAAAAUGGAAUCGAAGGAGUCGCACCUUAUUAAAGUCGAAGUGAAAGAGGAACCUCAAUUAAGUUCUGAAACGGUGUCAGGAAAGGACGUCAAAGUAAUGGAAGCAAACAACAGCGAUGGUGGAAGUGUCGUAACGGCGAGCAGGAUAAAAGAAAAGAAGAAAGAUAAUCAUGCCAACCCUAUGGAAACCAGCGACGAGGAAGCCCAACCGAUGGACACCAUUGAAGGUGGCAGACAGAUCGGUCCGCACGCCUGCACAGUUUGUCAAAACAUCGUCGAAGGAAAUACACAAAGUAGAGCAUUGCCACGCAGUCAAGCGUCACAGUAUGGAUUACGAGAGGAUCAAGUAGCACCUGGUGCACGCGUAUGUAAUACCUGUAGGUGCAAAGCCGUCAGAGGACGGUACACUGCGUGUCCACUGCCCGGUUGCCCAAAUCUGAACAACGCUAGCUCGAAAACGAGGGUGAAGAGGUUGCGAGCUUUACCUGCCAAAUGGCUCGAUUUACCUGCUGAAAUUCGCGAUCCAAUUAUUCAGGAGUUUCAAAUACCAAGUAGCGCGACGAAAUGUUGCUCAGCCUGUUUCAAUCGAAUAUCUCGUCGAUUAGCACCGCAUCUAACCGGUGGUACUGAAGUGCCCGAGGGCUCAGCCGAUUCCCUUGCUCGACAAUGGACGGAUGAGGAACUGGAACAACUAAGGAGAGCCCUUCGAGAGCACGGUACCAACUGGGUGAAGGUUGCCGAGCAAAUAGCUGGAAAGACGAACCAUCAAUGCAAAAAUUAUUAUUUUGCCUAUCGAAAGAAGCUGAGUUUAGAUCAGGUUGUAGCAGAAUAUUAUCAGUCAUUGGGGGAAGAGAGGAGACCUUGUUUAACGGACGAAGAAGAAAGCGGUAGCAGUACGAGUAGCUGUGACGAGUUGGCGGUCCAUGAUUCGAGCGAUACAGCCAGUGCAGGUAGUCCAGCGAACAAUUUGUCCAGUGGAACACCAAGUACACCGGGUGCCACGGCAUCCUCGAAUCUGCCAAUAUCCUAUUCGCGAUCGACAGACCAGAAGCUUGGUGACAAGUUAGUAGCGGAUAUCGCUGUGGUAUCGUUGGUACCUCCGGUGAGCAUAGGCCCAUCGCAACAGUCUUCCACCAGUGGAAGUAGCAACGCUGCUUCGGCUGGCACUAGAGAAGAUUAUGAUAGUUCUGCCACGGAGACAGCGGACGAAGGUCAGGGAGGUACCGAUCUAGAAAAUAACAGCGUAGUCGUUACGUUAACAACUGCCAAUAAUUCCACGACGCUGCAACAACAGCACCAGCAGUCGCAUCAACAGGUGCCACCACCUUCACAUUCACCACCAUCCACUACCAGCAACUCCAAUCCUCUCACCGUGAAGGAUCUUAUGCUUGGCGUUAUCGAGAUGCAACUGAAACGUAAUCCUAACAGUCCAGCUGGUACCGGUGGUUCGUCGAUACCAGUCAACUCUGGAACACCAACGAUAUCGAGUAUAUUAAAAACGGAUCAUAGGAACGAUAUCACCUUUGUAAGAGAGUAUAAACCGUCGGUCACUAUGGCAAAUGCUAGUAUGCCAAGGGACUCGAAUUUGGCUACUUUGUCGGUGGUAUCUGGUCCUCAUCAUGGACACCGAUCUGCUCCUAGUCCUCAACAAAUUGGUCAAAUGCAAGCAACUAUUACUCCCUGUCCACCGGCGCCAUCGAGCAGUCAGUCAUCGACAUCCGAUAUACUUCCAAAGGAAGGAUUAGUCGUGAUGCAAGUACAACAGGCGCUACGGGAAAGUACCGAGGGCACUCUAGAUCUGAGUAUCAAGAAACCAAGGCAGCAACAAGAAUACAAUCAUUCCCUGCAAACGCUUCACAAACCACCAACCGUUACACUCUACCGGCCAGAACCUCCACCAGGAGCUUAUUAUCAUCCUCACGCUCACCCAGAACAAGGACGCGGCGCGAAAAGUCCUCUGGUGUAUGCGUCAUCGCCACGACCUCAAGCACCUCUUACACCUAAGAUGAAUAAAGUCUCGGUCCCACCGCCGCAUCCUAAGUUAUCACCCAAGUUAGGCGCGAUAGGGACAACGAGCCACAAAAGUGGUUCUAUUACACAUGGUACUCCAGUGUCCACUGCACGUUACGAGGGUCUUCUUAGACAGAUGACUCCUCCAGGAAACCCUGGUAACGCCUCUGGAACGCCCAGCGUGCCUAGCGGCGCCAAUGCAGUGAACGCUCCCAACAAUCAAGGACCUAAAGAAACGGGAUCCAUAACUCAAGGGACACCUGUUCAUCCUUUCGCGGUGGAUAAGCGCGCGCCAAUGUACGAUUAUCACCGCACCAUUAGACACUCACCUGUAACGACGGGCAAUAUCCCUGGCCAAGGUCAGGCCCAACCCGGAACGGCAGCAGUGGUAGUGACCCAUAGCAAUCAGUAUAAUUCUUAUUCGGGACGACCGCCUCCUAGUUACACCAUGGAACAACAGUUAUCUUCGAGACAGAUAAUCAUGAACGAUUACAUAACCAGCCAACAGAUGCAUGCACGUAGUCGAAGCGUUGGUACGUCUGAAGGUAGUAGUAAAAACGAAGCACCAUCUACGUUGUACUAUACCAGCACACCUCCGCCACAGACCCACACGCAGCCUCGACAGGGCGUGAUACAGAGGCAUAACCCACAAAAACAGAUCCAUUUUCCGCCGCCACCGGGACUGGAGGCGUUCUCCAGUUUGGUGGAUGUCGCUGUACAACAACCAAGUCUUCCGGUUCCCCAUCCUCAUGGACAUCCUGCAUCUGGUACCAGCAGUCACGAAGGUCUUGGUAAGACCAUGGCAGAUAGAUUGUUGGCUGAUCGUUAUGGGGAUAAGCAUCGUCUAGCCAUGCAUCAAGAUCAUAGAAUGACUGUAGCUCAUCAUCAUCAGCGUGACAGAGAAAGAGAACGAGAUCUGGUUCACCUGCGCGAGAAGGAAGAAUACAGACUACAAAGAGAGAAAGAAAUUCAACAGGAGCACAGAUUGGCUCAGCAGAGGGAGAAAGAUGUGCAACAUGCUGAACACAGGCUAUCGUUACAGCAACGAGAGAAAGAUAUGCAGCAUACUGAACACCGUCUUACCGUCCAUCAACAAAGAGAGAAAGAGAUUCAUCAGCAAAUGGCAGCAGCUGCUGCUCAACGUGAGAAAGAACAUCAAGAGCAUCGUUUGGCUGUGCAACAGCAGAGGGAGAGAGAUUUGGCACAUUUACAGCAGCAACAGCAACAGCAACAGCAGCAGCUACAACAGCAUAUUCAACAACAACAGAGGAUGGAAGCUGAAAGAAGACACAUGGCUCAGCUGUACAGAGAUCAACAGCAGCAACAGCUUGAUAGGGACAACAGACUAAUAAGUACUGGGUUUACUCAAUCCUCGAGACUUCAGCAACCACAACAAUCCCAACAACAACAACAACAACAACAACAAUCAUCCUCUAGACAAAACCAGUCCUCCAAUCAGCAGCAAAACGAGUCAGCAUCUACGUUAACUGCUGCCAGUCUGAUAGAUGCUAUUAUAACACACCAAAUUAAUCAGAGUGUCGAGAACACUGGUGGAAAUUCUCAACCGCAGCGACCUGGUGAUCGUCUUUUCCAGAAAACUUUUCAGGGAUUUCAUCGGGAAGCCCCAGUAGAACCAAAUGGGAUGGCUCAUAGCCCUGCCGGCGAAGGAAAUGGUGGCAACAACGGAGCUGGAAGCGCAGGUGGCAAUGGAAGUGGAAAUAAGCCGAUCACUCUUGGAGAACACGUUGACCAUAUUGUUUCUAAAGAUUAUGGUCCACCACAUUCCUCAUAUAGAUCGUAUAGCGGGUAUCAAAUCUCGGAAGAUCAGUGGAAGAGGCGAAAAACUAGCGAACCCGAUUCCGUUAAAGCCGGAGACGAGCGUCAAAUAAUUCGAGUCACGCAGCAACAAUCGCAACAGCAGCAGCAGCAGCAGCAGCAACAGCAACAGCAGCAGCAGCAGCAGCACCAACAUCAACACCAACAUCAACACCAGCAUCAGCAACCAGCAUCAUCAGUAGGAAAACAAUUCCACUCGGUCGAGCCUGUUUCGCCACCAGAACCAGGUACUAAUCAUUACGGUCGCCGCCUGUAUGAAACAACCACUGCCACAUCAACUUCUGCAACUCCUUCCAAUAAGCCGCACCUUUCACCUUUGGAUUACGUUAAGAACAAGAUCGUUGAAGUGAUGCGUACAUCGGAGGACGACAAAGGAGGUAGCGUAGCUGACAGAAACGGAGGAAACGUAACGAGCGGAGAAAAGGACGACAAAAUCGGAGGGAACGUGGAAAGCCCCUCGAGCGGAGAAAUGAUGGUCGACGAGACUCCGAAUCAAACUCCUCAACCACCAGCACCGGCACCCACUACCACCUUUUAUCCAUUCAGCGCUUUAGGCGUUCACACUGGCCCGCCGCCAGCGCCACCACCCCCGACUUCCGGAUCAGCCUCUGUGACAAAGUCUGAGCAAAUGCAAGCCGAGCCGGCACCAUUGCUUUCUGCGCAGUACGAACCACUUUCUGACGAGGAUUGAUAGUCUAAUAAUUUAGGAACGUGUACAGCAAUCUGUACUGAUCGACGCUCUGAGAAUAUUCUUCUUAGGGUAUUUAUGUGGUUUGUUUAUCCUGGAUGAAAAUCAUAUUCAGACUACGACAAUGAAUGUUGAAUAUUUCAUAAUUACCAAUAUCUUUUCUCGGGCGUUAGCCACUGCGUUCUAACUGGUCGUGUCCAAUAGUUCUUCUCAAAUGAUAAACAAGUCAAAGAACCUUUUCUCUUAUUUCGUUCCGUUUCGUUCCGUUUUUUCAUUUCCAUUCUCUUUUUUUCUUUUCCUUUUUUUUUUUAUCAUGAACUCUAUCAUAUUCCGCAAAUAGAGAUUAUAGUACGAUGUUUUUAUAUAUAUGAAUAGAGUUUAUUUUAUAAAUUUCAUAUUCCGUCAGUGUAUUCUUUUAGUCGAGGAUCGUUUCCGUACUCUCUGUGUACAUGUAAAUGCGGUUGUUUUACGGAAACGUUAUUAUUUUUUUAAUACUCGUCCCAACGCACGAGAAACGAUAAUAGCGUAAUUUUAAUUAAUAAUUGAUAUUUUUUUACGCAUUACUUAUUCUCCGCGCUAAUCUGUACGUAAACGUUGUGUAUAAUUAUCAGCUAGAUUAAAUAUAAUUAUUUCUGUUUUCACCGCCACUUCUUUUUGUUUUUUAUAAAAACGCUAUGAUUUUUUUAAGAUAUCAUUCGCUUCUAACUUAUACUAGUUACUUAUACAAAACGAGGAUUUUUUAAUUUCAAAACGGCACAGAGGAAUCUAUACAGAUGUAAAAUUAUUAAAUCUUCUGUAAUACACAUAUCGUCGUGAUAUUUAAUUUUUUUAUUGAAUUUGAAAAAAAAUAUAAGAACAGUGUGUAGCGAAAUUUUGGCUAAAAGCGAAAAUUGUUUUUAAUGCUCAUAAAAACUUUUGAGUAGUGUUCAGUCGUCUUUCUACACGUAAUUUUGCGUCUAAUUAUAGAAAGAAAGUGUGCAUCGUACGCAAGUAUUCGAUCCUUUCCAGAACAAAACCAUCAACAAAGAUUAAGCGAAUAGAAUCGACCUGUAGAACGUCCAGGCUAGCCCAAGUUCACAAUGGAGACGCUUUUUUGUACAUAAUGAAUGAUAUAUAAUCGUUAAACGACGAUACAACGUUAGAAAGGCAUACGUGUUUUUAUUUGGAAUGAAUCUGUGAUGUGUCUGGGAGUAUAAAAAAAUAGCCUCAUCUGUUAAUACCAGUGCGAAGAGAUCGUAGCCUCAAAUUUUGACGAAAAGUCAAUAUGGCGGACGUGUAAGGACAUAUAAAAUGCAUCCUCGCACAGGUUGACGGUGUACUAUCUUAUCGAGAUCAUAUUUAAAUGUUCUCUCCUUGGUGAAGUGGGUUUUAAACAAAACAACAAAAAAAGUGUAAUUCUAAGUGUUGUACAUAGUACACAAUAUUAAUUUCUAAGUUGAACAAGUAGGUAUAUGAUGGCUAGUUUAAUCGUAUGCUAUAUUGUAAGAAUCUAGAUUUAGCGUAAGUGAUGUAGCUAGCAUUUAGGGAUUAGACGCCAUGAACUGACUAGGGAAAGAACUUCCCGAACUACUUCUCUUAUUAAUAAUAAAAAGAAGAAGAAGAAAGAAAGAAAGAAAACGUAUACAGGCGAUUAUAAAUGAUCAAUGGGAAGAAUGAUCAUCCGUCACAUGCAAGCGAAUGGAUGUGAAUUUUAUUUUAUUUGAUUGAAAUUAUAGAACCUGUACGCUCUGACUAUCAAACAAACAAGAAGAAUACAUUACGCAGUUAUACACGUUGCAAAACACAAGUUACAUUUUCACUUACUCGGAUAAAUACAUAUACAUGCAUACAUACAUCGGUGAAGACACGUGUAACACAUAAAGAAUUUUUAUAUAGCCUAAUUUUAUAUUUGUAUGCAAACGUAAGUUGAACCGUGCGGUCUGCUCCUUCAUUUAGUCACGCGACACUCGAAACGAGAAUCUUAGUCCCCUUGUCAUAAGAAAAAUAUUGCUUUUUAUUGCAAAUAUUUGCUGCACCGGAAAUCACUUCUACCAAACGAGUAUAUAUACAUAUAUGUAUACAUGCAUACAUAACACACAUACGUAUGUAUGUAUGUAUGUAUGUAUGUAUAUGCUUAUUAUAUACAUACAUUUAAUAUAUGUGUAUAUUCCUUCGUACUUUAUUUCUUUACACACUUUUUAUAUAAUCAAGCUCAUGAAAGCUCUCGAGAAAAAAAAGCAUUCAGUCGGACAAUGCGAGUGCCUCUAUACAUUUGCGCGAACUAUUUUUACCAAAAUGUAAACAUAGAUUUCGUUGUCUCUACAUUGUGGGUCGCGGUAACAUCAUCCUCGGUUCGCUUUAUAUGUUUACGUCGUUUCGUUUCCGCGAGGAUCAUAUCGGAAGAGUAUCCAAUAUUAUAUGUACAUACUGCACACGCGUGAAAUAUUUGUUCAAUAGAGAAUGUUCGAACUAUAACGUCGGUGAAAUAGAGUUCGUUUGCAUCUAUAUAUAUAUAUAUAUAUAUAUACAUGUACGUAUGUAUGUAUAUAUGCAUGUAUGUAUGUAUGUAUGUUGCGAAACAUGAUCGUUUCAGUGAAGCGGACAAUGUCCAAAAAAUGGAACAGAUGUCUCGAGACCAAUGUUAUAAACGAAAAACAAAGAUCUUACAAAGCCUCCUUGACACGAUCACGAGUUGAUAAAGUAAUGAUUUUGAAAUUCCAAGACUUCUGUAUGUUAACUUUUCUUCGACGUUUUUUUCUUCUAACAAUUUUACUUUUCUUGAAAACGAAAAAAAGAACGAAAGGAAAAAUUUAGCUUUUCCUAUAGGCGUUCGUAUUAACACGUUGACUGCCACGACACCCGAAUACGGGUGCGUUUCUGGUCGAGCCGCGUAACCCAUAUUCGGGUGUCGCUUAUUUCACUACUUGCGAAGGAUCGUCGUAGGUAUUUGAAAAGAUAUUCCAUAAUAAUAAAACUGUUGAAUUGUUAUAAAAGUAAUACGAAAAUGGUUUAUUAAAAAAUCAUUUAGAAUGUAAAACUUUAAAGCAUUCUGUACAUAACCGAGGUUGGUCGGCACAAUUUGGACAAUAAGUUGUUGUUUUCUUCAAAUUCUUUUGUGCCUUUGUUCGGUCCAUUCGACGUCUUUUAUUCGCAUAACAUAGUUUGCAUGCGCGUCUAAUGCUUCUUCCGGAAUCAUUUUUCCGGACGGCGAUAUUAUGCCAACUCAGUCGAAGACAAGGAUUUUUUGUAUUUUCAGACAACCCUAAUAAUUUUGCAACUAAUAAUUGUCUAAAUAUUCUAAUAUUUAUAUUUUUCCUUGUUGGAAUUUUGUAAACCGUCAAAGCGUUUAGAACAGAAAUUCCCAGAAGGAGUUGAAUGCCAAGUUUUCUGUACCGUUUGAUUCCUUUCCUGAUUGUGAUGGCAUAAAAAACCAUUUGAUCGGAAUAAUCUAUACCACACUUUCCUUCAUUAUAUUCAACAACAGCUAGUGGUUUUAUUAAUGUUGCGAACAAACGAAACGAAAGAUUAUUCUUGAGACCACCACAUGAGCGACUCGCAUUACUAAAAUAUCGAUGGGAGCAUCUAGCAGAGAACGCUUGGUACUGCUGCACGUGUGGCCUGGCGGAGAUUUCUUUGAAAACACGCGUGGCAGUCAACGUGUUAAACUUUAGCACAGGAAAUACUCCAUAGUUUAUAAACGAACAGCAACGGUGGUAUCGGGACACUUCAGGAUUGCGAAUUCGUCGUUUACCUCUCGCGAGUUACAUGUUACCGUCGUUCGUCUAUAAAAAAAAAGAGGAAGAGUGAAAGAACGAGAGAGAGAGAGAGAGAGAGAGAGAGAGAAAGAGAGCGUGUGUGUAUGCAAAACAAGAUCGUUUGAUAAAACCGUGUCUGUAAAUAAACGAACUUAUUAACCUUCGCUUCGCCAGUGGUCUCAUGUUAAGGAUUCUUAGUGUCUUUUCAACUUGCGACUUCGAAAAAAAGAGAACUUCUGCGUUCUAUGCCGCGAUUUUUACAUAUUUUUAAACGACAACGUAAAAAGGAGUCUUUAAAGAUCUCGGAUGUUAAGGAAACACGUGAUCAUCGAUGCAUCCAUGCCGACACACUGUCCUUUCUCAUGCUGUUGUGAUUAUAGUAAUAUCGCGUCAUUCGAAUGAAUUAUAUUACGUUUAGUUGGUAACACAGUAUCAAAUUAUGGUCACCAUCAUUAUUAUCUUUAUCUCUACAAUUACAAUUACAAUUAUAAUAUCCCGUCAUAUUGAUUAAUCCUGCAAUAGCAUUUUGUUUUUUGGGAUUAUCGAAAGCGGCAAUCUUCGCGAAUGUAAUUCCAAUGAUUUGCAUAAAUUGAUAUUCUGCGAUCUAUAAAUCAGUGUAACAGAUUUUUACCCUUCUUAUUUGGGCAAAACUCACGUCAUUUCCUUUUUUCCAAUAUAAUUAACUUUCAAGUUAUUGACUUUCAUUGACUUUCAAAGAGUCAUGUAAGAUAUUCGAUUAUUUCUUGCAAAUCCGAACGUAACAUCAUUAUACAUGAAGCCAAUGUAUAUCUUUUUCGUAGAAAUUAUUAUUUAUACUUUUGUCAUAUCGUAUAGACCUUUCACUUCGGAAACUGGGAUCUUUUAUGUCCUAUACUAACUUGGAUCUUUCGCUGUUAACUGGAUGUGCCACUGCAGGAUUAAUAUUGUUCUGUUCGAUCGUAGAAUCGUGAAUGUCAAACAGAACGGGAUAUAAAUCAGAAAUUUCUCUCAGCGUUUGAUAGUAAUUUAAAAUACUGUUCUGUUCAACGCAUAUAACGUAAAAACGAUAUUCAAAAUGAAAUGCGUUAAAAGAUGUCAAUCAGAGGUCAUCUUCUCAGUAUUAUUUGGAUAACCUGCCCUGGGCGCAAGAAGGUAUUCGUGAGAAAAAUUAAAAUAACAAUAUACAGGGUGUCCGAGUCUUUUCCAGGCAAAUUUUAUCGGAAUGUUCUAUAGAUAUAAAUAAGAAAAAAAUGUUAUACAAAUAUAGGUCGUUGGAAGCUUUAUUAAAAUGUAAUAAUAAAAAUGAAAAAUAUAAAAAAGCAAUACGUAAAAGUUAGAUCACCAGUAUCGGCUGACUUCGGAUCUCGAUACUUUAAUGUGUGAAUAACCUUAGAAGAAAAUACUUAUAUUAAACAAUUAUUAAUAUAUGUGAACGAAUACAAAGAUUUAAUUAAUUCACUGAGAUGGACUUUCUAGAUAAUUUUAAAUUGUGAUAGUAACGCUUAAUAAUUACAUUGAUUGUGAACUGAUCCUUGUUUUAUAACAUAGUACAUUCAAAUCAGCUUCUUGAAAUUUUUCUAUAAAGCUUCGAACGACCUAUAUCUACGUAACAUCCUUUUCUUAUGUACACCUAAGAAAGCAUGACCAGAAGAAAUUAGAAUACCCUGUAUAAACAUGUGUACACUAUAUAAAUUCACGCGAAGAAAAACACCAUGGAAAUUCUGCAGCUUCGCAUAAGAUAUACAGAGCAUUUAUUUUAGCCAAUGGUAAGGCGAUUCACAAUCAACAUAAAUCAUAUUAUUACGGAGCUUUACAUUCAUCGUAACAUCAAAGAAAUAAACAGCAGAAAAGAACAAAAAGAUAAGAGUAAAUUUUAAAUUAUACAAAAUCGGAGUCCUGAAGAAUACCGUGUUUAAAUGCUUCCAAUAAAUUAAACAAAUAAAAAACAAGAUACAUAUAGAGAAUGGAAUAUUAGGACGAAACAAAUACAUAAACGGAAAAGUAUACCUAGUGUGAACGACAGCAGUUUCUAAACCGUGAUCCGAUUGUACUUUUCGAAGAGUGCCCUUGGCGUUUCUCUGCUUUCUUUCUGCUGCAUUAACGUAGAUUGUCGUAGGUCGUAGGUGAUCGAACGCUUUUACUUUUCUCGCUCGCCGCCUUAUCGAACUUCAUCAUCAAUAGCUCCAUACAUAGCCAUUCGGCCGUAAUACGAAACUUAUGAAAUAUACAUAUUGAGUAUGUAUAAUCGCCAAAUUAAUACACACAAAAUUAUAUGUGUCUCUCAGAAACUACGUUGGUCAACUUCAUACAUCAAGAGAUAAAAAAAAGUGGUAGAGAAAUGUAUAUACCUUGUUUAUUUUACGAUUAUUUAUGUUAUAUUCUUCCAGUGUACGAAUAAAACAAUAAACUGACGAAUGUAAGUCAUCUUUUUUUUGCUCAGAGAAUGCAAUUCUAGAAUUUGAUGGGAAGUGUUGAUCAAUUUGGCUCCUGAGAGCCAAAUAUAUAUGUGUACCGGAAAAAUUGUUGUGAACUCUCUUUAAUCUAUGCGUCGAUCUUUGUACAUACGUACAAACACGACUCGACAUUGUGCAAUUGCGUGUAAAAAUAUUUUCAAGAUUAACACUUGCUCAGAUCGAUACUCUCGAGCGAUACUCUCGAAUGUUAAUAGCGGAAUCGAAUGUCCUAUAUUAGAGUUGGAGUUAGAAAGUGGAGUACGACAAUGGCAAUCCUCUUUUUUAGGUAUUUCGCAACAUCGUAAGACAAAGUCAAGUGAAAAUAAAUAUACAUACACGAGAAAACACACAGACACGAUGAAAGAGAACGAAAAAGAUGAAAACUAAUAUUAUCGUUGACAUGGCAGGUAAAUCACAUCUAGACUAUUCUAUAGACUAAAAACGACGUAAGAUAUCGAUAAGGCAUCGUGUGUAUGUACCUAUAAUCGUUUUCAACCUGAAGGGACAUCUAUCGAUCGAUGAUUCCUUUCGCAUAAGGAAAUCUGUACAUAGGUAAAAGAGAGAAAGUAGAUGGAAUGAAGUAAAGAACACGCCGAGGUACUCAGCUCCAUCCUAAACAAAAAAUAUUGUAUCAUAAUAAUAAUAAUGAUGAUGAUGAUGACGAUGAUAAUGCUUAUGAUGCAGUUGCGCGGAAUGCGAGAAGCUAAUAAGGAGACAAAAGAGUAAAUGAAACGAGAUUUAAACAAAAAGGAAGAGGAAGAAAAAGUAAAAAAAAAAAGAAAAAAAAGAGAAAGGAGAAGUGAAAUAAUAACAUUAAAAUAAACAAAAGAAGAAAGGCUAAGAAGCGAUAUUACCUACGAACCCGCUAUUAAUGCGAUUAAUUCAAAUAAAUUAACUACAAUUAAUAGCGAGCGAGAGCAUACCACGCCUACAGUAAACUACAGGUGUAGCAUACACGAUAAUAUUAUUAUCAAGACAGUUCAAUGUAAAUUGUUAUUUUUGUUGAAAUAAAAAUCACCUCCGUUAUAAUAA
This is a messenger RNA of Bombus terrestris (buff-tailed bumblebee), 16767 nucleotides long. RefSeq lists its product as uncharacterized. Lineage: Eukaryota; Metazoa; Arthropoda; Insecta; Hymenoptera; Apidae. Gene Ontology annotation, biological process: regulation of transcription by RNA polymerase II. The transcript has 18 exons. The record is from RefSeq and is a predicted model, not a curated record. The coding region runs from base 2220 to 9572 and encodes 2450 amino acids.